This is a messenger RNA of Ctenocephalides felis (cat flea), 1449 nucleotides long. RefSeq names its product nicotinate phosphoribosyltransferase-like. The record is from RefSeq and is a predicted model, not a curated record. Gene Ontology annotation, biological process: NAD+ biosynthetic process. Gene Ontology annotation, molecular function: nicotinate phosphoribosyltransferase activity. NCBI's taxonomy places the organism in Eukaryota, Metazoa, Arthropoda, Insecta, Siphonaptera, Pulicidae. The transcript has 5 exons. The annotation marks the transcript as partial.
UAUUUUUCAAAUAUAGGCGGUUUUGAUGGGACGAGCAAUGUUCUAGCCGGUAAAUUGUUCAACAUACCGGUGAAGGGAACCCAUGCCCACUCGUACAUAACUUCGUUCACAUCGGUGGAGGAAUUACGCAGCACUCUGCUGCAGUGCAAAAAGACGUCCCACGCGAAGGACCUGCGCCAACUGAGCAUUGACUGGCGCCAGAAGUUGUCCACCCUGCUCGACAUCGGACCGGAGGAGGCGAGCGACGGCGAAUUGGCCGCGCUGAUCUCUUUCGCAAUUGCAUUCCCGGAUGGAUUCAUGGCUUUAGUCGACACGUACGAUGUGAAGAGGUAUCCUAGUCGCAUGACAAACCACAACAGCACAACGGCCACAUCCGAAAACAGUAACGUUUAUACAAAUAAUAACAGUUUAAGUAAAAAUCAUAACUACAAUAAUACAAAUACGACGAAACAAAGCAAUACUAUUGAGACUACGACGAAUAGCAGAGAUGUGGCCGAACGUAAUUACAGAUGCCAGUGCCAGCAAAUUAUAUACUCGUACAAUACAGAAUUGGUGGAAAAGACUUUGAGGAGUGGACUACUGAAUUUCUGCAGUGUUGCUAUGGCUCUCAAUGAUCUAGGGUACAAAGCUGUUGGUAUACGAAUAGACUCUGGUGAUUUAGCAUAUCUCUCAGUUCUGGCCAGAGAAACAUUUGAGAGGAUAGCAGAGAAAUACAACAUUCCUUGGUUUGCAAGACUCAUGAUAAUUGCAUCAAAUGAUAUCAAUGAAGACACAAUACUCAGUCUCAAUGAACAGGGACACAAAAUAGAUUGUUUUGGAAUUGGGACGCAUUUAGUUACAUGUCAAAGGCAACCAGCACUUGGUUGUGUCUACAAAAUGGUAGAAAUAAAUGGACAACCUCGAAUUAAACUCAGCCAGGAUGUUGCUAAAGUUACAAUGCCAGGUCGUAAGAAUGCCUAUCGUUUAUAUGGGGCAGAUGGACAUGCCCUUAUUGACUUGCUUCAAAGAACUCACGAACCCGCACCAAUGAUUGGACAAAAGGUAUUAUGCAGACACGCAUUCCAGGAAUCAAAAAGAGCUUAUGUAAUUCCUUCUAGAGUUGAAGCCCUUUAUAAGUUGUACUGGAAAGAUGGUCAUAUAUGUCAACCUUUACCAACACUUAUAGAAGUUAAAAAUAGAGUGCAGGCCUCACUUAAAACCUUGAGGCAGGAUCUUAAAAGGAAUCUCAAUCCAACUCCAUAUAAGGUGGCAGUAAGUGAUGAGUUAUAUAGUUACAUUCAUAAUUUGUGGCUUCAGAAUGCACCGAUUGGGGAAUUAUCAUGAUAAUCAAAUUGGAAGAAAUCAUUUAACAUAUUAUUGAAAUGUUAUGUACUUAAAAAUGUGCCUCAUAUGGAAAUAAUAGUCAUGCAGUUGAAAGUCAUAUCACUUACGCAUGCAUAUACAUGGUAG